AUGGUAAUAAGGGAUACUCUCAAUCACCUAACCGCUGCUGCUCUACCUUAUUGUCGUUGGUGUCGUUCGACCGCCUCGGGUUCCAUCAAGUCCUUCAAGACUAAGAGAACUUUGGGCAAGAAGAUCAAGCAGAAUCGCCCUCUGCCUCAGUGGUUCCGAAUGAGGACCAACAACACCAUCAGGUACAACGCCAAGCGUCGUCACUGGAGGCGCACUAAGAUCGGUAUCUAAGUGUUGGUCUUCGGUGGUAGUAGUAAUACCUCACUCUACCGAGUAUUACUUCCAAGCAGUGCAGCUCACAACUGUUGGAGCCUUCCUGCUGAUUGCCACUGGACGCCGA
Messenger RNA from Perkinsus marinus ATCC 50983, 340 nucleotides. Its product is annotated as 60S ribosomal protein L39, putative. Gene Ontology annotation, biological process: translation. Bases 1 to 231 code for a protein of 76 amino acids. NCBI's taxonomy places the organism in Eukaryota, Perkinsozoa, Perkinsida, Perkinsidae. The transcript has 3 exons. The record is from RefSeq and is a predicted model, not a curated record. Gene Ontology annotation, cellular component: cytosolic large ribosomal subunit; ribosome. Gene Ontology annotation, molecular function: structural constituent of ribosome.